CACCUGUAGCCGGUCCUCCGCCCGUCCACAACGCACAAUGCUCUCCCGAACUCUUCGCGCACGCAGCGCCCUGCGCUUUGCCACCCCAACCUUCCGGGCUGCCUACUCGUCGCAGGCUAAAUCCGAAGUACCCGCCAACGACCCAGUCGCGCGCAAAGACGUGCAGACCGUUUCCGAGACCAAUGCCACCGCUACCUCCUCGGAGGGCGCCUUCGACAAGGUUCUGCAGGAGAGUGUUGAGAAGGCCGAGAAGCUGAGGAAGCAGCAAGCCCCCAACCGCGAGGGUAUUUGGAGCAGGAGCCAGCAGCCCAGAGAGGUUGCUAUGAGCGGACCGAGGUUCGAGCAGAGCAUUAUUGAGGAUCAGCCCCGCCCAUACGCUGCCAUCGAUCUCAUCCACCAGCAGCCUGUCCGCUGGACGCACGACCGCAUUGUUUCUUGCGACGGUGGAGGUGGCCCCCUCGGUCACCCCAGGAUCUUCAUCAACACCGACAAGCCCCAGAUCUGCUGGUGCACAUACUGCGGUCUUCCUUUCGCUCACGAGCACCACCGCGCACAUCUCGAGUCUCUGCCCGCAGACCAGCUCUCAUACCCACUCGGACCCAAGGGCAAUGCCGCUGAGGUCAACGAAGCACAGAAGGUUACAGAUGAGCCUCUCGCACAACGGUAGAUUGAAUGCAACAAUGCUUAUGGAGACGUGCUUGUACAUACGUAGUGAAAGAACGAAGAUUGUUUGUGGCUCAUUCUUGACCAUUGCCGCUGGAC
Messenger RNA from Boeremia exigua, 762 nucleotides. Its product is annotated as NADH-ubiquinone oxidoreductase. The transcript has 3 exons. Bases 38 to 667 code for a protein of 209 amino acids. Gene Ontology annotation, biological process: mitochondrial electron transport, NADH to ubiquinone. The record is from RefSeq and is a predicted model, not a curated record. Lineage: Eukaryota; Fungi; Ascomycota; Dothideomycetes; Pleosporales; Didymellaceae.